GCAAUAUUCUCGCAAGUGUUGGUUCCAGCCGAUCAUGUGACACCCAAGAUGGCGGGGUCCAGCGCGGCGGAGGAGGCGGCAGUUUACUUAAUAGUGAGCGGUAUCCCGUCGGAGUUGCGCUCAGCCCAGCUACGGAGCUACUUUAGCCAGUUCCGGGAGCAGUGCGGCUGUGGCUUCCUCUGUUUCCACUACCGGCAUCGGCCUGAGCGGGCCCCUCCCCAGGCUGCUCCCGACUCGACCCUAACUCCUAUCCGCCAGGGUCUCGCCCAGACUUCACUCAACGAUGCCCGCACUGUCUCCACUCAGGACUCUGCUCCCGCCCAGACCCGCACCUGCUGCUGCGUCAUCUCGGUACGGGGGCCAACUCAAGCCCAGAGGUUUCUCCGUAUGUACUCGGGCCGCCGGUGGCUGGAUUCUCAGGGGACUUGGUUACCUGGUCGUUGUUUCAUCCGCAGACUUCGGUUACCUACUGAGGCAUCAGGUUUGGACUCCUUUCCCUUCAAGACCCGGAAGGAACUGCAGAGUCGGAAGGCUGAGAGUGAAGCCUUCACGCUGGCCGACCUGAGGCAACUGCCAGAGCUGAACCCACCGGUGCUGAUGCCCAGUGGGAAUGUGGGGACUCCCCUGCGGGUCUUUUUGGAGUUGAUCCGGGCCUGCCGUCUACCCCCUCGGAUCAUCACCCAGCUGCAUCUCCAAUUCCCCAAGACAGGUUCCUCCCGGCGCUACGGCAAUGUGCCCUUCAAGUAUGAGGACUCAGAGACUGUAGAGCAGGAAGAGCUUGUGUACACAGCCGAGGGUGAGGAAAUACCCCAGGGAACCUGCUUGGCAGACGUACCAGCCAACCCCUGUGGAGAGCCAGAGGAAGAAGAGGAAGAGGAAGAAGAGUCACACUCAGAUGACAGUUCUAAACCUGGGGUCCUCAGGAGGCUUCCAAAGACUUCGAACUCCCUGACAUUGAACGUAAAACUGCAUUUGCACGUGCAGGACGACGACCGGGGUGAGGAGUGGGAACGGCACGAAGCGCUGCAUGAGGACGUGACCGGGCAGGAGCGGACCACUGAGCGGCUCUUUGAGGAGGAGAUCGAGCUCAAGUGGGAGAAGGGCGGCUCAGGCCUGGUGUUCUACACUGACGCCCAGUUCUGGCAGGAAGAGGAAGGAGACUUUGAUGAACAGACAGCUGAUGACUGGGAUGUGGAUAUGAGUGUGUACUACGAUGCAGAUGGUGGAGACAAGGAUGCCCGAGACUCUGUCCAAAUUCGUCUGGAACGGAGACUCCGUGAUGGCCAGGAGGCCGGCUCCGUGAUCAGACACCAGGUGGGCACCUUCGAGCGCCACACCAAGGGCAUUGGGCGGAAGGUGAUGGAGCGGCAGGGCUGGGCCGAGGGCCAGGGCCUGGGCAGCGGGUGCUCAGGGGUGCCCGAGGCCCUGGAUAGUGACGGCCAGCACCCCAGAUGCAAGCGUGGAUUGGGGUACCAUGGAGAGAAGCUCCAGCCAUUUGGGCAACCGAAGAGGCCCCGUGGAACUGGCUUAGGGCUCAUCUCCACCAUCUACGAUGAGCCCCUACCCCAGGACCAGGGGGAGUCGCUGCUCCGCCGCCAGCCACCCACCAGCAUGAAGUUUCGCACAGAUAUGGCUUUUGUGAGGGGUUCCAGCUGUGCCUCGGACAGCCCCUCAGAGCCUGAGUGGCAGGUUCAAGGGCUUCCUUAAUCAGGAUCACUCAUAAUUGCACAGUGGCAGCCCUCUGCCUGGCCUUAUCUCCCACGGAAGCAGAAAGAACUCUGGGAGCAGCAGUCUGCGUGGCUUGUUCAGAACUUGCCUUCUGCCUACCUCAGGGGCAUUUUUACAAAAAGCCCCCUAUCCUCCCCUUUGAUGAUAGGGCUUAAUGACUUGUCCUCGGUGGUCUCCUAACCCUAGUCCCUGUUUGGGCUUGCUCCUGUUGCCUCCCCCAGCACCUUGAAAACUGGAUUGACUGGGGUUAUUGUCACAACCUUCCUGGGGGCAAGGGGAGGGUGGGAGUGGGUUCAGCAUGAAACCCAGAAAGAGGGGAAAAGGGACAUGGAAGAGGAGAGGAUUUGUGGCUGAAAGAGACGGUCUUGGGGCGGGCCCUCCAUCGCCUCUACCCUUAACUGGCUGGGACCGGGCAGCGGAGAGUCCGCUGCAGCUGUCCCGGGUCUGCGACCUGACGAGAGAAUAAAAAAGUUUACUACCGAA
Physeter macrocephalus (sperm whale) is the source of this 2211-nucleotide messenger RNA. RefSeq names its product G-patch domain containing 3 (gene GPATCH3). Bases 49 to 1707 code for a protein of 552 amino acids. The record is from RefSeq and is a predicted model, not a curated record. The transcript is spliced from 8 exons. Gene Ontology annotation, biological process: negative regulation of type I interferon production; positive regulation of DNA-templated transcription; negative regulation of RIG-I signaling pathway. Gene Ontology annotation, molecular function: nucleic acid binding. NCBI's taxonomy places the organism in Eukaryota, Metazoa, Chordata, Mammalia, Artiodactyla, Physeteridae.